AUGAUUGCCCGACGUUUUCAGGAAGACAUGACUGGUACGAACGCUUGCGUUGAGUUAGCGUUGUUUAUAACAACAGCUAUUGUAGUAUCAGCUUUCGCUCUUCCCACUGUUCUCGCACAUGCAGGAACUGUGAGUUGUUUUCGUUUAUUGAGCAUUUCGCUUUUGAUAUCUUGGAAGCAUUAUCGAAAACUGAACACUCUUGAAACUAUGGCAUUUCGGAUUUUC
This is a messenger RNA of Cooperia oncophora, 225 nucleotides long. The record is from the annotation of a GenBank genome assembly. NCBI's taxonomy places the organism in Eukaryota, Metazoa, Nematoda, Chromadorea, Rhabditida, Trichostrongylidae.